Somion occarium is the source of this 3488-nucleotide messenger RNA. The record is from the annotation of a GenBank genome assembly. NCBI's taxonomy places the organism in Eukaryota, Fungi, Basidiomycota, Agaricomycetes, Polyporales, Cerrenaceae.
AGAGAAAGGUGAGAAAGAAGAAAACCUGUGGCUGCGGGGCAACCGUCAAGCUUCCGAAGCAAACUGAAUCCAAAGAGAGCCGUCGUCGGAGUUGAAUCUGUGGCCUCAGCGAGCGGAUCUCAGCAGGCUUCUUGCGGUUGCACUCCAUCCUACCUCCCUCGCUUUCUACCCCCCAGUUCCUCUUUCCUCGCCUAAACAAACCCUUGCACACUCGUACCCACUUCAGAUCCUUUAUUUCCGGGCGUUUCUGAUUUUGGCAGGGCUUCUUUCCCUAUUCUUUCGCCACAGCCCGUUUUCCCCCUUCAACUCCCAUCAUGCCCGUCCCAACCUCGCCUACGUACAUUACCCUCAGGAAUGGCGACCAAGUAAAAGUCAAUGACCAUGUUUAUUGUUCACCUACUUGGUCCAUUCGUGACGGCACGCCUUACUCAAUUGCCCGCAUAAUGGAGUUCUUGCCUGCGCAAGGCACACCCACAUUCGAUUCGGUAGGAAAACGCAAUGAACCAUUCACACGUGUCCGUUUGGCAUGGUAUUAUCGUCCGGGGGACGUGAGUGACCGUCCGGUCGCUGAUUCCCGCCUCCUUCUUGCCGCUAUCUACUCUGAGGUCUGCGACCUCAACCAACUACGAGCAAAAUGCCACGUCAUUCACAGAGAUAAAAUAUCUGAUCUCGCUGGUUGGAAGAAACGUCCAGAUAGAUUUUAUUUUACUCGACUAUUCGACCCCUGGAUUCGCAAGGAAUUCGAGGUGAUACAGGCAACUUCUGUUCGAAACAUUCCUGAUCACAUCAGGGAAGUGCUCACAGGCAGAUACGAGUAUGUUGUAGCAGAAAAGGAGAUUGUUCCAGAUUUGACAGAUGAACUACGGCUAUGCGCAACUUGCGAGAAAUGGUGCCCACCCCCCGAGACGGUCCAGUGCGAUCGCUGCAAGAACUUCUUCCAUAUGGCGUGUGUGACGCCACCGCUUUUAGCCAAGCCUAGUCGUGGAUAUGGAUGGACUUGCGCCCCCUGUUCGCGACAACAUGAGGAAGAGGUUGAUAGCCAUGAAGUUCGACACCCCACGCCGGUAGCGCCCAAGCCCAAGUCCAACGCCCCCGCUCCGAGGGGAAGGGGGCGACCACGCAAAGACCGGGUGUUGGCCGAGAAGGAGGAGAAUGUGGAAAUCAAGCACUUCAAGAUGUGGCCGUUCAGAUAUUUUGGGCAAUACACAGUUGCUGAAGAUACCCUUGAUCCCGAAGACUUUAUCUUCCCACGAGCUGCUACUAGAGUUGGACCCAAAUACCAGGUUAACUGUUUUCCCGUUGCCGGUUCUGAGAAUAAUCUUCCUCCAGGGAUAGAGGAAAGAGGAACAGAGUCAACGAUCGAGGUCCUUAACUCUGUCCACGAAAUGUCGCCCGAGGAAGGUGCGUCUUUGGUUUUCGAACUCCGCACGUUUGUAUUUCAUCCGGUUGUUGAUGCUUAUUUGUUUCUAGUGGCUGCAAUGGAGACAUACAAGUCUACUUUGACUAGGAAUGAGAAACUCAAGCACAAUAUUGAUUGGCUCACAGAAGCGAUUCGCCGGUUUUCUGCGGCAUGGCAGAACAGACGUGACAUGGCAACGGUCAACAUGCAGAGCCCCAAUCGCCUCGAGAAGUGGAAGACAGAGCAGACGAGAUACAUAGAUCGAGAAUGGUCAGAGGCUGAGAAGGCUGCUUUCGAAGAUGCCAUUCUCAAUCACGGUGCCGAACUUCGGCCUGUCCGGGACGAGGUUGGUUCCAGGACAAUGCCAGAAGUAGUUAGGUACUAUGGUCAUUGGAAGAAUAUGAAACUUGGAGAAGAGAAUCGUAGGAUCAAAGCCGCCCGCGCAUCUGGUCUUUCUAUGCUUGCUCGUCCACCUUCACGCGCUGGUUCUGCUGAGGAAGACUCCUCAAUUAUUGCGGAACCUACCAAAGGUAACGCCAGCUGUGGUGCUUGCCGCACUCGGGAAUCCGACAACUGGUGGAAAGCUCCGAAAGGCCUGGUCACUAAUGUACUGUGUGAUAAUUGUGGUAUCAGCUGGAGGAAGUACGCGGACCUGAACGUCCGACCGUUCCGGGAGGAAACGAUUUCCAAACACACGAAGGGCGCUGACAAGCGUGAAGGUACUCCGCUGACUGGGCCGGCUGCCAAACGCGCUCGGACAUUGUCAACUAUCCAGGCUACACCUCCACCGUCGGUUUCUCAGCAGAAUCGAUGUUUGGCUUGUUAUAAGAAUGGCCUUCCGGGUAAAGUAUUGCGAUGUCGGAAUUGUUCAUUCCGGGCACAUCCUGGAGUGAUCGGAGCAGUUGUUGAUGCGACCAGCCUCGACCAGUGGCUAUGCGACCUCUGCUCGAACGAGAAGUUGCAGGAAUUCUCGGUGAAUUAUGACUGCCUUCUCUGUCCACGGACACGAAAGGACCCAAAGAAGAAACAAUUCCAUCCUCCAGCUGAUUCUUUCUUACGAUCAUGCAAACCUACAGAGGGUCAAGCCUGGGUUCACACUCUUUGCUCCGUUUUCAUCCCAGAGAUCUCAUAUUCUGAUGCGACACGAUUACGAUUGGUGGAAGGGAUCAGUACAAUGCCGCCUUACCGAUGGAUGAAUAAAUGUACAUUAUGUGAUCAGAGUGGAGGGGCAGUCGUACGAUGUAGUGAUUGUCCAGCUGAGUAUCACGUCUCGUGUGCUUGGAAGGCCGGUCACAAGUUCGGGUUUGAGAUGCAACCAGUCAAAGCAAGUCGGCGGGAUACAACUACUGUUGUUGACUUCAAAGACUUCAAUGGGUGCAUGGUACCAACUGUGACUUGCAAAGGACAUCCAGCGCACCGGAGGGAGAGAUUCGAGAUGUGCGAAAUGAACGAACUUGGAGAGACUGCUGUUCAAGUAUACUGCAAGAACUACAAGCAAGCUCCUACCGCCAACAUACACGGUCUCCUCCGUAAAGCCCGUCGACUCGAUCAAAUCAUCCAAACAGAGGACUCCAUCGACUCCGAGAGCACACUAGCAAGCUCCGAAAUGCACUGUUGGAGUUGUGGCACCGAGUAUUCGCCAUGUUUCUACUCCUUCACUGUGAAAGAGUUCAUGGUCGGAGAUGAAUUCGGCGAGGCAUGGGAGUGUCAUAAUUGUCAUAUGAAGCAAAUUGAGAAUCACCAGGAAAGUGUCAACGGGGGUAACGGGCUGAAUGGUAUAAAUGGUAUGGAUGGUAUGGACGGCAUUGAACCUUCAUAAUUGUCCGUCUCUCGUACGCCUACACCUAUGUGCUAUGCGGCAUUGGUUCAAUGUUGGGUUCCUUUGGGCAAUAGGAUUACAUGUACUAUGUUAUAUGGGAAGGGGAUAGUCAAUGCAUAAAGAUGGCAAAAAGGAAAUACGGGCGAAAGCAACAACAACCGGGCGAAAGAGAAGAAAAGAAUGAAUGCGAUGGUGGAAACAACAAUAGUGUGAAGUGUAACUUAGAAUUUGGUCCUCUUGUAGUACAAAACGUAAGCCGGCUUUCCCUGU